Lingula anatina is the source of this 1824-nucleotide messenger RNA. Its product is annotated as enhancer of polycomb homolog 1. Gene Ontology annotation, biological process: regulation of transcription by RNA polymerase II. Gene Ontology annotation, cellular component: NuA4 histone acetyltransferase complex. The record is from RefSeq and is a predicted model, not a curated record. NCBI's taxonomy places the organism in Eukaryota, Metazoa, Brachiopoda, Lingulata, Lingulida, Lingulidae.
AUGUUGCCUGUGGCUUUUGGAUUGGAUCAGGAGAUACCGGACUACGAUAUGGACUCUGAUGACGAACAGUGGUUGAACAAGCAGGCCAAAAAGAUGGAAAUCAAUCCUCUCCAGUUUGAGGAAAUGAUGGACAGGCUAGAGAAAGGGAGUGGACAACAGGUUGUCACUCUCCAGGAGGCCAAACUUCUCCUAAAAGAAGAUGAUGAUCUCAUUAUUGCUGUGUAUGACUACUGGCUCAACAAAAGGUUAAAAACUGCACAUGCUCUCAUUCCACAAGUGAAGACAGAAAAACGUGAUGGCUCUACAACUAACAAUCCCUAUGUGGCCUUCAGGCGACGGACAGAAAAGAUGCAGACAAGGAAGAAUCGUAAAAAUGAUGAAGUAUCUUAUGAGAAAAUGCUCAAACUACGACGAGACAUCAGUAAAGCUGUGACAAUACUAGAAAUGAUCAAACGAAGAGAGAAAGCCAAGAAAGAACUCCUCAAGCUCACAAUAGAGAUUGUGGAGAAGAGAUACCAAGCCACAGACUUUGAUGGCAAACUUCUAGCAGAGGCCAAUGCUGAGAGGCUCAAAUUUCCCUCAUUUUUGCCAAUACAGACCCAAUACAAUAACUGGAAGGAAGAAGUUGGUUUUGUACGAAAAAAGCGUGAAUACAAGAAGAGAAAGCACAAGCAGCAGCAGAACCAGCAGAGACAGCAGCAGGAAGCGGUCCAGCUCCCUCAUUACAACGAGGUGGACAUCCUGCAAACAGAUUACUUUUCUUCUGAGGAGGAGCCAGUGUCACCACCUCUUUCUCAGUCUGACCAUGAAGAUGAAAAUGAUCCUGAUGGUCCAUAUGCAUUUAGAAGAAAAAAUAAUUGUUAUUAUUUAGCUCCUAUCGAUGAUUACCUUGGCAACUGGCCAUGGAGUAGUCGAGAAGAAGGGGGCUGGGGUGAUAAAAAAUAUAGGUAUAAUCUCUCCUCGCUGUCCUCACCCCGACAGUGUGUGGGAUAUGUCCGGCGGAGGAUUGGGCGAGGAGGAAGGGUUCUACUAGACCGAGCUUAUACUCCAUGGGACGAUACGCUGCACGAGUUAGACAUCAGCAGUUCUACCUCAGGGAACUCUCACAUAGAUGAUUACAUUCAUUAUAUUCAGAAUGAGAAAGUGCCCCAUUUCCGACCAAAAACUCCGACAGAAGAGGACUUCUACCAGUCUUCAACUGUGGAUGAAACCUACACUGCCAUUCCAGUCAGCACCGAGUUUAAUCUAGAAAGCUUCCAGGCCCACCAGGAGCAGCUGUUACUCAUGCAGAGACAGCAACAAGAACAGCUGAUCAAAAUGGAAACAGAAACUUUAGAUAGCUCAAUUAAUCUAGGACAUUCCUUCUGCUCACAGCCCACGUCCCGAUUCACAUUGGAUUCUGCCACGGCGCAGUUUGCGGUGUCUGCUGUGGUAAAUAAUGUGCAGGUGACUGGUGCUCAUGCUGCUGCGCUGACGAAUGGACCCAUUAUGGACAGUAAGUGGUCACUGAGCACACUGUUAAGGAUAUAUACCCACUCUGUUAGCCAAUGUCAGGCAAAAAAAAAACUGAUUUUAUGUAAAACUGUGAAUCAUGUUAUGGUCAUGGACAUUAAUUUCAGAGAAAGUUUGGUUAUUUUUCUAAUGACAUCUUUUUUGUGAAAUGUGUUAUUUAUGGUCUCUUGAUGUUCUGUACAACCUGGGCUUGUAUCAUAAAAAUUUGAACAUCAAACAGGAAUUAUGCAUCAAUACUAUUGGAUGAUGCAAACAAUUUUCUUAGAAUUACUCACUUAAGAUUUUAUCACUAACAAGUCUGGGUAACACCAA